AUGUAUGUAUUUUGGAAGCUGGAAGACUACCUGUUGUAUCUGCCGGCGGGGAUGGCAGAGAGAACAGAGAGGGCUGAGAGGGUGCUGGAGGGUGUGGGUAGAAAGAGCGGAGAAAGGGGAAACGGAUACAGCGGAUACAAUGAAUACAAUGGAUACAGUGGAUAUAUCGGGCGCUGGCUGAAGCAUGUGGGAUAUAUUGGGGUCGGGAUUAUGGGGACGCUAUCGGGGGUUGGAGCAGGGAGAGCGGUGCACGAAACGUGGUUUCUGGCGGAUAAAGCGGGAUAUGGCAGGGAAUCGCGAGUUGAUCAGGCAGAAGCAGCAGGAAAUCGCGGCGGCGCAGCGGCGGGGACUUGGAGGCGGAGGUCACGUGACUCUGAGGGGAGGGAUGCAGGGAUGGAUGGAGUGGAUGAGAAGAAAAUACAGGAAAAAGGGUGGGUAUACAAAGUGGAGCAGCUUUGGGAGGAGCUUGUGGCGCUGGAGCGGCACGAGGAGUAUCUGAAAGGAGAAUUGGAGACGCAGGAGCGGAAGACGAGGGAGAUAGAGGCGGAUAAAGGUAUAAUAGGAUGGGCAAGACGUGCAGGAGGGUAUAUUUUUGGGAUUUAUUGUGGGUAUCGGAUUGUGACGAAUUUUGUGGCUCUGUGGGUGGGAUGGGGAGGACAGAAAGGAAAAAUACAAGGAAUAGCGGGAAUAGCAGGCAUGGGGGCCGAAGAAGGAGCAAGAGGAGGUCAGGAGAAAAUGAGAGGAGCUGUGGGAGUCGAGGGAGGGUGUAGGAUGUCGUCGCUUGACCCGAUCCAUGGACGAUUAGGGGGAUAUAUGACACGGUGGAACCCAAAUCUUAACUGCGAUGCAUGGAUACAGCAAAUUGCGUUUUUGGGAUCGGGAGGGAUACUCUUGGCAUCUAUACAUGGCAUUUUAGACAUUUUUCACAAGUGUAUUGAAGGGGGUUGGGGAGAGUUGAGGGGAAUUGGUGGCAUGGAGUGUAUCGAUGCUGGUGGAUGGGGAAAAAACAUAGCGAGACAUUUGCUCAGAGGGGCUCUGAUCCUCCCUGGGGAGCAAACGAUUCUAUUUUUUGCGUCAAUUGCAGGGUUCUAUGGCCUGUCGGCGGCAAUGCUUCUUCCUCCAAUGCUUCCAAUCAUGUAUGGGUAUGUAUCGAAUUCAUCAAAACACAUGGUAAACCAACAUCUCUAUAGAGAAGCGCUAGUUGCCUCUCUCGGCCUCUCGUUUGACCCAUAUCUUCUUCAAUACUGGUUUUCCCUUCUUUUUUCCAUUGCUGCACUGGUCACUAUUCUUGCAUCUAUUCUUUCCUCUUUAUUUUCUUUUGAUCUGGACGAUUCUUUUUCAGACAAACGUUAUGUCUGA
Pneumocystis jirovecii RU7 is the source of this 1359-nucleotide messenger RNA. RefSeq lists its product as uncharacterized. The transcript is spliced from 7 exons. Lineage: Eukaryota; Fungi; Ascomycota; Pneumocystomycetes; Pneumocystales; Pneumocystaceae. The record is from RefSeq and is a predicted model, not a curated record. The coding region runs from base 1 to 1359 and encodes 452 amino acids.